Gossypium arboreum is the source of this 483-nucleotide messenger RNA. RefSeq lists its product as uncharacterized. The coding region runs from base 1 to 483 and encodes 160 amino acids. The record is from RefSeq and is a predicted model, not a curated record. NCBI's taxonomy places the organism in Eukaryota, Viridiplantae, Streptophyta, Magnoliopsida, Malvales, Malvaceae. The transcript is spliced from 2 exons.
AUGGCUCCAUACGAAGCACUGUAUGGGCAAAGGUGUCAAACUCCAACAUGUUGGACGGAGUUGGGCGAACGAAGAGUUUUGGGGCCUGGGUUAGUAGCCAAUACUGAGGAUAAGGUAAAAUUGAUUCAGGAUCGUUUGAAGGAGGCCUCGGAUAGGCAAAAGUCGUAUGGUGACUUUAAGCGUCGAGAGAUAAAGUUUGCAAUGGGGGACUCAGUUAUCCUUAAGGUCUCUCCUUGGAAGAAGCUGGAGUUACCUCCUCAACUAAGCCAGAUCCACGACGUAUUUCAUGUUUCCAUGCUAAGGCGGUAUCGCUCGGAUCCUUCACAUGUCGUGGCGGUUGAAGAAAUUGACGUCAGGCCAGACCUAACUUUCGAGGAAGAGCCCAUACAAAUAAUUGGUCGAGAUGUCAAAGAGCUGACAAGGAAGUCCGUUCCAUUAGUCAAAGUGCUUUGGCAGAAUCACAAAACUGAGGAAGCUACUUAG